This is a messenger RNA of Helobdella robusta, 705 nucleotides long. RefSeq lists its product as hypothetical. The transcript is spliced from 3 exons. Bases 1 to 705 code for a protein of 234 amino acids. NCBI's taxonomy places the organism in Eukaryota, Metazoa, Annelida, Clitellata, Rhynchobdellida, Glossiphoniidae. The record is from RefSeq and is a predicted model, not a curated record.
AUGUACUUCCUGCGUACAUCUAAACACAUUGACCCUUCUAAAUUGGGCGAAUUUGACGGAGCCCUGCGCAACGCCCUGUCGUCGAUUUGCAAUGUUCAAGAACCAUCCGGCAUUUCUGCGCAUGAUGGUAGGCGCCUGGACGGAUGCACACUAAUACCUUGGAGAGCCGGCAGAUGUUUAGCGUGGGAUGUUACGGUCCCUGGCACCCUCGCCGAACGAUACGUAAACCUGACAAGUAAAGAAUGCGGUUUGGCCGCGGCCAGGGCAGCGGACGAGAAAAUGAAAAAAUAUGGGAACGCCCUCCCCUCGAUGGAAUUCUUGCCAAUAUGUAUCGAGGUUUUCGGCCCGAUGGACCCCAACACCCUUAAAUUUCUUAAGGCAAUAUGUAAAAUGAUCAGCGUCAGAUCAGGCGACAGCAGGGAACUGUUUUUCGCAACUAACCACAUUUUGUGCUUGUUGCAGCGACAUCUGACGGAAAGAGUGCUUGAAAUGAUGAUGAAGAAGAAGAUGAAGAAGAUGAAGAUGAAGAAGACGAUGAAAAAGAAGAAGAAGAAAAAAAAGAAGAAGAAAAAGAAAAAAAAGAAAAAGAAGAAAAAGAUGAAAAAGACGAUGAAAAAGAAGAUGAAGAAGAAGAAGAAGAAAAAAAAGAAGAAGAAGAAGAUGAGGAUGAUAAAGAAGAUGUUGUUGUUGAGGACCAUGAAAUAG